UGUGAACGCAGAGAAACGCCUCUUCAAGUGUCUGCAGAAAUGAUGGAUUAUAUAAAGAGGGAGAGAUUAAUCUGUCUUUCUCAAGCUUUAAUCUAAACUGUCUGCUCCAGACACAAAACCACCAUCUUGAAAGGGAUUACCUGAGCACUAGACUACAAAUCUGUGAUCAUGGUGGGACUGAAGCCAUCUGAUGUUCCUCCUCCUUUGGGAGUGAAGGUACUGAGUGCAGGUACUGCAGCCUGCAUCGCCGACCUCGUCACCUUCCCUCUGGACACGGCUAAAGUCAGGCUACAGAUCCAGGGUGAGAAAGUAGCAGUAGAAGCUACCAAGAACAUCCGAUAUCGUGGUGUGUUUGGGACGAUCAGCACUAUGGUGCGAACAGAGGGGCCUCGCUCGCUCUAUAACGGCCUGGUGGCCGGCCUGCAGAGACAGAUGGCCUUUGCAUCCAUACGAAUUGGCCUCUACGACAACGUCAAGAGCUUCUACACAGGAGGCAAAGAUAACCCUAACGUAGGUAUCAGGAUUCUGGCCGGCUGUACCACAGGGGCGAUGGCUGUUUCUAUGGCUCAGCCCACAGAUGUGGUGAAAGUGCGCUUCCAGGCCCAGAUGAACCUGCAGGGAGUCGCUCGUCGCUACAACGGGACCAUGCAGGCAUAUAGACAGAUCUUCCUCCUGGAGGGCCUGCGUGGACUCUGGAAAGGAACACUACCCAACAUCACAAGGAAUGCCUUAGUCAACUGCACAGAGCUUGUGUCUUAUGAUCUUAUCAAAGAAGCCAUUCUAGGACACAAGCUGAUGUCAGAUAACCUGCCGUGUCAUUUUGUCUCUGCGUUCGGCGCCGGGUUCAUCACCACUGUCAUCGCCUCUCCCGUGGACGUGGUGAAGACUCGCUACAUGAACUCUCCUCCUGGUCAAUACAGAAGUGCUGUCAACUGUGCCUGGACCAUGAUGACAAAAGAAGGACCUACAGCCUUCUACAAAGGAUUUGUGCCUUCAUUUCUCAGACUGGGAUCAUGGAACGUUGUCAUGUUUGUGUCGUUUGAGCAGCUGAAGAGAGCCAUGAUGGCCUCUAAAAAGAAGAUGGAAGCCCCCAUGUAGAGAAAGACUCUUGCUCCUAUGUUAAACGCACUGCCAUUUGUGAUGAAGAAAAACUGAUUGCGGAAAAUCAGCAAAAGCAAGCGGCUGAAUACUUAAUUUAUAAGUCUGAACGGAAGGAAAACACUUUGAACAGUGUUUUGAGAGAGAGAAAACCAGUUCAUGUUUACCGCAUGAAAAUUCAUGUUCUCUCUGAGCCUCUGUGUGUGUGCGCGUGUGUGUGUGUAUAAUGCUUUAUGAAGUACAGGUCCAGUGGUGUGGCUGUAGCUGAUAGAUGAUGAAAAGCCACCUUCUGCACUUUGUCCUCUUCUCACUAAACUACUCAAACAUACAAUGUGACUUUGCACGCAACACAACACAGCCCAUGUCUUUGUUUUUAUAAUUAUUAUUAAUACUAAUGAUUCCUUUGUUUAAAAAAGGACAAUGUGUUUUUAAUUAUAUGUUGAACUGUUUACUGUGUUUACUCACCACUCAAUUGCUAUGAGCUUGCAAUAGAAAUGCCCAUAAGCUACGAGGACAAACAAACUUUUUAUUCUAAAAUAAAUACAUAUUUAGUUAAAGUACACCAAA
Messenger RNA from Tachysurus vachellii, 1665 nucleotides. RefSeq names its product uncoupling protein 1 (gene ucp1). NCBI's taxonomy places the organism in Eukaryota, Metazoa, Chordata, Actinopteri, Siluriformes, Bagridae. The record is from RefSeq and is a predicted model, not a curated record. Gene Ontology annotation, biological process: mitochondrial transmembrane transport; adaptive thermogenesis; mitochondrial transport. The transcript is spliced from 7 exons. Bases 169 to 1098 code for a protein of 309 amino acids. Gene Ontology annotation, molecular function: oxidative phosphorylation uncoupler activity. Gene Ontology annotation, cellular component: mitochondrial membrane.